This is a messenger RNA of Tuber aestivum (summer truffle), 1144 nucleotides long. Lineage: Eukaryota; Fungi; Ascomycota; Pezizomycetes; Pezizales; Tuberaceae. The record is from the annotation of a GenBank genome assembly.
AAACCGAAGCUACCUCAUUCAUUUUCACCUUUCAUUCAGCUACUCCACCGACCUGAACAGCCACCCCCCACUACAGCCAUCUCAAACGCCCAAAAAUUCCGCAAAAAUGUUCUUCGGCCUAAUACCCCUGAUAAAAAGUCCUCCCCCCCUCCUCUCCAUCCCAGCCCUUGUUCCCAACUAACAACUGCCGUAGUGAUAAUCCUAAUGAUAAACGCAAUAGCAAUCCUCUCAGAAGACCGGUUCCUGGCGAGAAGUAUCCCCCCCCCCCUCCCCGACGAAGCUGGCCACAUUCGCUAAUUGUGUUUUUUGCGUAGUUGGCUGGAGUACUGCCACCCCCGUAGAACCGCAGACAUUCGGAAUGCAGCAGCAGAUCGCCGCAAACGAGAGCAUUAAGGCCAAGACCAUGAAUCUGAUUUCGGCGACGAGGACGUUGAUGAGGAGUGAGUUAUUCUCUUUCCGCGCUUCGGCGGGUGGCGAUGGCGGGAUGUGGGCUAAUGCGGGUGUAGUACCGCUCAUCGGGAUUAAUUCGUUAUUGAUUAUUUAUGAGCUUUUACUUGGGUGAAGGGGAUGGGGAACGGGAGAUAUGGGGUUCGCUGGGGUGAGAGUCGGAUUCAUCUCUGGUACUAGAGACUGCGGGUGUAAUGUUAUGGAUGGGAGGAUUGAGCGGUGUUUUUACUCUGCUAGAGCCCAUUGGGAGUGGAAUGGAAGUGCUACUGGAAGUUGCUUUUCUUCUCCUUCGGGAUUCUUUCAUGUCGCCGGAUGGGCUUUUGAUUGUGCUUGUACGAUAUGUUUAGCGUGCAUUGAUUGAAAUAUGGUUUCUCGAUAUCCUGAGGCUAAUGGUCUGGAGGGUCCGGUGUGGGGGGAUUAUUUCUUUGAGUCGCACUAUGCCGGUAAGGCUCGCGAAAGAGCCGUUUCUAGAAUUUGGUGUCCUAAAACCUUGACCGAGCCGAGAUCGAGUUUCGAGUGAUAGUAGGUGAAGAUUAUGACCCCUAGGCUGAGUCUAAGGGUGUUAAAUAUUAACCUCCCUCUAUCAUUGCUGGCGGGCGCCGGUGUCACUAUUAAUUUCUAUCCCGAACCCGAUGUCGAUCCCCUAGCAUCACUUCGACCUCUCUCUCCAUCCCCUCCCACACCCUUCCGGGGUGUC